AUGGCGGGUGACGUGCGUCGCAUCGCCUCGUGUGUGCAUACCCCGUGUGCAUGCACCAUGUCACUUAGCGCUUGGCGCACCCCACAGCCCCUCGCAUGUGCCGUCGACCUGGUCACAGAAACGGACAAGCAAUGCGAGGCACUCAUCAUGCAGCACAUCUCAGCCACGUACCCCUCCCACAAGUUUAUAGGCGAGGAGGAGUCAUCGGUGCAUGGCACAGCACGGCUGUCAGACGACCCCACGUGGAUGGUGGACCCCCUCGAUGGCACCACCAACUUCGUGCACCGGUACCCAUUCGUGUGUGUGUCCAUCGGGCUGGCCAUCAGCAAGGCCGUGGUGGUGGGCGUGGUCUUCAACCCCAUCCUCAACGAGAUGUUCACAGCGAUGAGGGGCCAUGGUGCCAUGCUCAACGACGAGCCCAUCCAUGCAUCCUCUCAGACGCACAUGGGGUCAGCGCUGCUCGCCACUGAGAUCGGCACCAAGAGGGAUGUGGGCACGGUGGCAGGGCUCACAGGCCGCAUCACCAACCUGCUCUUCCAGCUGCGGUCGCUGCGGCUGUCGGGGUCGUGUGCUUUGAACCUGGUGGGCGUGGCGUGCGGUCGCCUCGACCUCUUCUACGAGAUCGGCUUUGGGGGGCCACUGGGAUGUAGCAGCGGGGUCGCUGAUAGUGGAGGAGGCGGGCGGCCUCUGCUUCGACCCGAGUGGAGGCCCAUUUGA
This is a messenger RNA of Closterium sp. Yama58-4, 717 nucleotides long. Lineage: Eukaryota; Viridiplantae; Streptophyta; Zygnematophyceae; Desmidiales; Closteriaceae. The record is from the annotation of a GenBank genome assembly.